This is a messenger RNA of Aspergillus welwitschiae, 765 nucleotides long. RefSeq lists its product as uncharacterized. NCBI's taxonomy places the organism in Eukaryota, Fungi, Ascomycota, Eurotiomycetes, Eurotiales, Aspergillaceae. The transcript is spliced from 2 exons. Bases 1 to 765 code for a protein of 254 amino acids. The record is from RefSeq and is a predicted model, not a curated record.
AUGGCUUCGUCGUCUGAUCAUCCUCACGACAGAGAAAAUAAUGACAACCAUAACAAGCCCAAUAGACCGGCCCUGAAGAUCGACACAACCAUCAUCGCACCUACUACUACCGCCCGCGCCAGCGCCGGUACUGAGGUCCCGUCUCCAGAGUCGUCGUCUCCCCCGCAAAGUGCCGUCAGCUCGAUGUCGACUGCAUCGUCCAUUCUUUCCAACUCGUCGAGAGAAUUCAUCCUGCAGCUCGCUCAUCCCAAUGCUACUGAUGGUGAACCUGACGACGGUAUCGUCCUUCUGAUGUGGCCUGUCCCUGUCUCGACUCCGGCUCCUGUGUCGUCUCCGGUUUCCCCGGCUUUGCCGGUCAAUCAGGCUGCUCCCGCUCAGAAUCAGGAUCAUGUCCAGGGGCUGGGUGACCAGAGUGCCCAGGUGACUGGGUACGAUCAGACAACUAUGGAAGAUCUCGCAACAGCUAUGGCUGAGACUGAGAUCUCCUCUGUGUCGGGCGCCGAUUGUGACGAGGGUAAUGUCGACCAUGUGGAUCAGACACUCACGAACAGCGAAAGCAACAACAACGACAUCGACCAGGAUAUAGCAGCUAAUGACCCCUGCGACCCUGGAUACGACGCCGACACUUCAACUAGCCUGGACGACGACUGUGACUAUGAGGCCAUCCACGCCUUCUGGGAGAACGUUGUCUCCGACGGCCAUGACGAUGCUGUCGAACAGGAGGAGGGUCAUGGGCAUUCAACUUCGUCGUUCGUUCAGGAGUGA